CAAUCAAAUCCGCCCAAUGCAACGGACAAAGUUGAAAGUAUAUCGGUAAAACGACUAUAUAACAAAAAAGCCAGUGUUUUGCGACGGAAAUACAGUGAGAAGAUACAGUAGCGGCUUCAUAUUAUGAGUGUUCGAAGUCUUCUUCCACCCCGCGGAGCUACUGCGAGUGGUUAAAAACAUAAGCAAAUUAGGUUAUGCACGUCCUUCCUGCUUUGUUUUGUUGUGACGCGUAUGCGGUUGCGUGCUCGUUUACUCCCGCGGAUUUUGCUCACGUCAAACUCGCCGCUGUUCAUGUAAAUUAGCGCUUACUCCACGUUGCGAAAAAAAUUUUAAUAUUCACCGCGUUUAACAAUGUCACGCGAUGAUGUCCUCGUUACGAGAGUCACGCGCAGCCAGGAGAAAAAGAAAGACGCAAUCUUAUCCGGCAAGGGCGACACGGAUAAGCCAGAGACUAACCGAGCGCCAAAUAAGUUUUUCAAGAGCAAAACACUGCGCCUUGCGCCUAAAAAGCACGUGAUGCAGAGAACUAUGCCGAAACGGGCAACGAGAUUGAAUAAAAUUAAGAAUAACGAUUCCGGUGAGUUUGUGCCGCCCAUGAAGCAGCCCACACUGUCAGAGUCCUUUGCACGGGCCUCUGUGCGUGGUAGACUCAGACCUCGCAAGGAGGUUAAAAACUAUUGUGACGCUUCUCUUUUGGCGAAAAGCAUCUCGCCAGACAAGAGGAAGAGUAUUGUUUUGCUGGAGAAAAUUGAUUCCAACAAAGGAACCGACAAGGCGCCUGUUUAUAAAUCUGUCAAAACAACGGAUAAAGAUUCCGAGGGUAAGGAGAGCGUCUAUGAAUUUGACUUCGACGCCAAUGAUCCCGAGGAAAGAGUCAAGACUAACGUCAAGGGAAAAAAGAAACGAGCUCCGAGGAAGGCAGCGACUGUUAAGAAGAAAAAAGCUCGCACCAAAAGUGUCGUCGAGAAACCUAAGGAGCCACCUAAAGAGCAGACAAAGGUUUCCGAGCCCUCCGAGUGUCCAAUGCCAGGUAACGAAGGUGCAGCAAAUGUAGUUGAUUUACCAGUUGCUUCAACUGAUGUGGAAACUGAAGAAGAGCGACUGAAAAUAACUUUAGAGACCGAAGAUGGUCCUCGUGAUUUACCGACAAACAAGAAUGUUCCGUCGAAAAGUCCUGAGCCGAGAAUAACAUGUGUGGAAAAACUAACGGGAGACCGAAAAGUCAGCUUCAAGCCAAGUCUGUCGAGAACAGGGCAAAACUCUACGAAGUUCAACCCGUUCAGGUCUACGCUGUCAGUAUUUAGGCCACGACCUACGUUGAAUACUCAAGAAAUGAUGAACCACUCUUUGCUGAAUAAAUCAUUGUCGCCGAUAAAGAAUGAGACGGAGCACUUUGACCCUGCUAGUCCAUGGCGACCACCAACGACAAACGAGUUGUUCAGUGUUAAACGAGUGAUGCAAAGUACGCCCCAGCCUCGACGGAUCACGUCCACGUCUUCGAGUGUAGAUUUCAGGCGGGUUCACAGGAUCUGUGAAAAUGACGAGAACACGGAAAAUGUCGAGCCUACCAGGAGUAGUACCAGUCCUGCGAGUAGGCAGGGUGAAAACAAGACGGUGAAACCCUUGGGGGUCAGAACGUCGAAUGCAGAGAAUAUUCAGGCUGGCCCAAAUAUAUCAGGCGAUGCAUCCAGGCUCGGAGGAACAAGGCUCUUUGCCCAAUCCUUGAAUCAUGCUGAAAGGAAAGUGAAUACAGGUUUUGGGGACAGGCUCUACAAGUCGCCGAUUAAAAAUGAUAAAGCAAUCGGCGGAAAUGGCUUAAGGAGAAAAAAUCAAGAGAUUCUUCGACCCGUCACACACGACGAUGAAAAUUUGCCACCCAGAGAAGAUGUGAAACUCAUGAAGCAGUCGAAGCUAAACUCCUUUCUCAACAUCGACGAGAUGCCUGAAAGCGUGACAAUAAAUACAAGCCAUGGUAUAUUCGGAGAUUCCGUUGCUACGCCAGCAAUCAGUGAACAAACUCUGAAAAUUCCACGACCGGCUGAAAUUGAAAAUUGUUUUGGUUUUGACGACGAUUAUUCCAGCACUCAAGUGACUCCUAGCAAAUUUGACACGAAACAGGACAGAACCCCUGUCAAAAAGCUAUUUGAACGUCUGAAGGGUAGAGUUUUGUCUACGGAAAAGGAUCCGUCUGUAAAAACAGCGAGGAUAUCGCUGGGAGAAAUUAAGAACACCUUGUACCCGAGAAAAGAGACAAAGAUUGAGAAUAUAGAAUCUAGAAAUGACAAGAAAAGGAAAAAGGAAUUGGAGAUAAACGCAAUCAAUGAUCCGAGAAACCAGGUCGCUGACGUGAGGCCAACCGAUGCCUCUAAUGCUGUUAAAUUCACUGACACGUUCGAUGUACUCUCGGAAAGUGCACCAGGACAAGAAACUGACAAGUCGCUGGAUGCUGAAAUUUCGUUGUUUGCAGACAUGGAACCUGUUCAUUUUACAAAGCCUCCCAGAAGAUCCUACGCAAAAAAGAGAGAACGCAUACGUUACUGGUCGUCAGAGGAGGAGGACGACGAGUUGGAGGAUCACGUCGAGAACCCGACGCACAAGAAAAAGAAGCGACAGAAAUUGACGAAAGUUGCACAGAUUGAAAACAAGAAAAUUGAAGAGUGGGUGAAGAGCGUCAACGACACUUUCCGAGAGAUAGAUGAAUUCGACUUGGUAGUCGAGAAAGCACCGUGAAACACCAACGAAACCCUACAAUAAGUAUUUAAGAUUCACAAAUUUUUCUCAUCAUUUUAUAAGCUCAAGUUUUUACUACCACUAUAGCGGAUAAAUUCUGACUUGAUAACAAAGCG
Messenger RNA from Diprion similis, 2846 nucleotides. RefSeq lists its product as uncharacterized. The coding region runs from base 352 to 2730 and encodes 792 amino acids. The record is from RefSeq and is a predicted model, not a curated record. The transcript is spliced from 2 exons. NCBI's taxonomy places the organism in Eukaryota, Metazoa, Arthropoda, Insecta, Hymenoptera, Diprionidae.